AUGUCAACCGCAUCAUCUCCUGAGCGAGACGCCGAGGACAAAGGCCCGACGGCCCUCGGAAUCGUCAUUUCCGUCUCGGCUUUGAGUACCGUGUUCGCAGCAGCAAGACUCUUCGUCAGGGGGAAGAUAUUAGGCAAAGUCCACUUGGAUGACUAUUUGAUCAUUGCAUCUGUGAUCUGCGGUUGGGUAAACGUUGGAACGGCCAUCGCCGCGGUGGCGCAUGGAAACGGACGACACUUCGAUAUCCUCGACCUCGAACAGAAACAAGGCGCUAUCCUAUGGACCAUCGCUGGAUUCCCGGCGGGCGUCAUGUCCUUCGGGCUUCCCAAACUCGCUGUUGUGGCGCUCCUCACUCGGAUCAUGAACCCUAGCAAGGGACACAGAAUAUUCUUAUGGGCAAUGAGUUUGUUCUGCCUAGCGAACUUGGUUGGCUGUGUGAUUAUUCUGUUCGCGCAGUGCCAGCCGUCGCACUCGCAGUGGGAUUUUUCUGUGCUUGAUAAAACAUGCUGGGACAAGUGGAUUCUUGUUUAUUUCGCCAUCUACUCGGGAGGCUUCUGUGCCUUUGUGGAUAUUUACUUGGCAGUGUAUCCUGCCGUGGUGCUUGCGAAGUUGCAGAUGAGCGUCAGAAAGAAAGUUGCACUGAGUGUCGCACUAGGGAUUGGCUCAAUCUCUUCAAUCGUUGCGAUUUACAAGUGUACCAGACUUCCAAGUCUGGCUAGCCAGGACUUUUCGUAUGACACAGCGGACUUGGUGAUUUGGACGAUUGUCGAAGGGAGCACGAUGAUCAUAGCCGCGUGCAUCCCCGUGCUGCAGCCUCUGGGCGAACUACUAUUCGGCAAGCGCAUGUUCAGCUCUGGCGGCGGCAAAUACACAUACGAAAACUACGGUUCUGGGCCCUCAGGGCCGAGCGGCCACAUGCGAUCGGACAACAUUGAGCUUUCACGAUCGCGGGAAGCACGAAAGCGAGCUAUGAGACAGGCUGACGAGAUCAGCUUCGACGAUACGACGACAACCACGGCUGUCGCAAAGGGAAGCCAGGAGAGCAUACUCAACCAACACAACUUCAACGGGAAGAUCGUGAGAACCGACGUGUUUACUGUUAGCGUUCAGCAGAACAAAGAGGCCUGA
Messenger RNA from Colletotrichum siamense, 1128 nucleotides. RefSeq lists its product as uncharacterized. NCBI's taxonomy places the organism in Eukaryota, Fungi, Ascomycota, Sordariomycetes, Glomerellales, Glomerellaceae. The coding region runs from base 1 to 1128 and encodes 375 amino acids. The transcript is spliced from 6 exons. The record is from RefSeq and is a predicted model, not a curated record.